Molecule: messenger RNA, 594 nt
Organism: Thermothelomyces thermophilus ATCC 42464
Lineage: Eukaryota; Fungi; Ascomycota; Sordariomycetes; Sordariales; Chaetomiaceae
Exons: 4
Coding region: 1-594 (197 amino acids)
Source: RefSeq, a predicted model, not a curated record
AUGGAUAUUUACGCGGACCACGAAGUGACAAUCUGGGAAAAAUCUGGGGAAAAUCAACCACCCUGCGGCCAGAGUGCUGAUGGAAGGGAUGUGGCGAUCGUCGGCCCACCGGGAGUUUCGUCAAGUCAGGUGCGGUCGGUGAUGGGGUACACGUACUGCGUAGGGUCUCGCGCCCUGCAGGUGAAGAAACUAGUGCGAAGGCAGUGGAUAUCGAACCGGAAGAGAAAAAGAGGAGAAGAAGAAGAAGAAGAGGAAGAGGAGGAGGAGCAGGAGGAGGAGAAGACCCUCGACCGGGAUCGGGAUCGGAAUCACGAUCGGGACCAGGACCGGAGCCGGGACGCAUCCACCUUCCUCCUCUGCGCCAAGGGCCUGCACGACCAGGCGCGCAACCAGUAUCUGGGCACGCUCAUGUUCGCCAUGCUGGCCGGGCUGGCCGACCCGGCCGACGAGGCGGUGGCGGGCGCGCUUGCCCGAAUCCGAGACGAGUUCCGCGCCUCCGAGAUCCGCCCCGAACACGUCCACUUGGACUGGCCAGCCUACCGCUGGAUCGAUCCGGACACCCGCAGCUUGGAGAGGGUCCCUGGAGGACGCUGA